Chelonoidis abingdonii (Abingdon island giant tortoise) is the source of this 3153-nucleotide messenger RNA. RefSeq names its product ankyrin repeat and death domain containing 1A (gene ANKDD1A). Gene Ontology annotation, cellular component: nucleus. Gene Ontology annotation, biological process: positive regulation of transcription by RNA polymerase II; signal transduction. Lineage: Eukaryota; Metazoa; Chordata; Testudines; Testudinidae. The record is from RefSeq and is a predicted model, not a curated record. Gene Ontology annotation, molecular function: transcription cis-regulatory region binding; protein binding.
CUAACAUCCUAUUAUUCUUUGGACAAUGCCGUUCAGAGAAUUAAGUGCUUCAUUCAGAAAAAGAAUUCCACGAGGCAGCAAAGCGGAACGACAUAGCCAGGAUGCAAGAGCUCAUCAGGACAAGGGUUAAUGUCAAAGCCAAAAACAAUACAGACAGGACUGCUUUGCACUGGGCUGCUGGAGCUGGGAGCGAGCAAGCCGUUCGUCUGCUGCUGGAGCACGAAGUCCCAGUGGAUGACAAAGACAGUUUCGGAAUGAAUGCACUCCUCCUCUCUGCUUGGUUUGGCCAUCUGCGCGUUCUUCAGAUCCUCGUGAACGCCGGUGCCAAGAUCAACUGUGUCAAUAAGAAUGGCAGGAACCUGCUGCACUGUGCAGCUCAGAGAGGUCACAUCAAGGUGAUGGAAUUCAUUAUGGAGGACCUGGAGGACGUGCAUGUGGAUAAGACAGACAAGAUGGACAAGACGGCAUUUCAUCUGGCUGCAGAGCACGGGAGGUUAGAGGUGGUGGAGUUCUUGAUUGGGUCAGGUUGUAGUCACAGUGUUAAAGACAAGGAAAAGAACACAGCCCUACAUUUAGCUGCUAAAAAUGGGCACCCCACGGUGCUGCAGAAGAUUGUAGAAAUUGGACUGGACCUAGAAGAAAAGAACAUGGAAGGUCUGACUGCUCUGCACUUGGCUGUGGAGGAAGGCCACUACGACUGCGUGAAAGUCCUCUUGGAAGCUGGUUGUGACGUUAAUGCCCAAACCCAGAAAGCGAUGACCUGCCUUCAUUAUGCAGCUCUCCAUGGCUAUGAAUACAUGGCCAGGAUCCUUGUUGAUGCAGGAAUCUACAUAGAUGCAGUUAAUCAUCAAAAUGCAUCAGCUGUGCACAUUGCAGUGCUGCAGAACUUCCCAGCCAUCGUUAAACUCCUCAUCGACACAGAGUGCAACCUGGACAUCCCGGAUAACAGGCAGCAGACACCACUCCAUAUCGCUGCAGAACACGGGAGACAAGACAUAGCUGAGAUGAUUCUUAUAGCAGGAGUUAACUUGAAGUUAAUUGAUAAGCAAGGAAAAACAUCCCUGGAUGUAGCUGCCCGGGGUAAUCAUAUCAACUUGGCGGACAUGAUUAUCAAAGCAGAUCGGUUUUACAAAUGGGAGAAGGACAAUCUCAACAGUGACUCCAACUCCUGGGUGGCAAAACACUUAACCUUUAAACAAGAUCACAGGCUGGAAACACAGCACAUUCGCUCAGUGAUGUGGAGAUUAGCUACUAAAUACCUCAAACCCAGCGAAUGGAAGAAGCUUGCACAUUACUGGAAAUUCACUGAUGCACAUAUCAGAGCCAUUGAGCAGCAGUGGGCAGGUACUAAAAGCUACAGGGAGCAUGGCCACAGAAUGUUGCUUAUUUGGCUUCAUGGUGUGAUCAUGGCAGGAGAAAAUCCAAUCAAAGGACUAUACGAAGGCCUGGUGGGGAUUUGUAGAAGAGACUUGGCAGAAAGCAUUAGAAAAAAGGCAAAUGCAGAAUCCACUUCUCCAAGGAAGUGUACAGCAAUGUAACAACUGAAGGGGAAAUGACUGUCCGAUGCUGCCUCUGCUGAUUUUUUCCUAGAAACUACAGUGAUUGAACCUGAAUCACUGAACUAUUCACCAAAAAGUGGCCAUAAAACUUUUAAGGGCUUCUUGUCAUGACAAGUGGCACUUCCGCUGCUUCCACUUGAGAUCAGGUAAACUACGAGACAUCAGCACAUGCUAAUUUUAAAACAUCUUUAUGCAAGUGUGGGGUUUAUUUGCUGUUGCAUAGAUGCUGGUGACUAUAAUACAAGCAAGGGGAAAUGGCAUUUGUGAUACUGUGACUGCGUUUCAAUUAGGACUCAUUUUCUUACUGUAAUUUGUUUACACCUCGUUUUUUGUAGGUAUAAUUUUUUUAAUUGUCUUUUAUAAGUUACAAAGGGGAGAACCUUUCUAUUUAAGAUGUAGUAAGAUGUGUUCUUUACCCAAACAUCUUCAGUUUUUGUCCAUGUCACCUAUGGUUUAUUGUGGGAAGAAUGCUCAAUUGUUUAGCUGCUGGCAUCGUUACAUGUGUGUUUUUGGGGGGAAGGGGGGGACAACGAGGGGUAUUACCUGGACUGUAUUAAAAGAGGGAUCAGAUUUUGGAUCCCAAAGCCUCGACAGUUUCCCAUUAGCUGGCAUUUGAAAGGCUACAAAUCCCAUAGUCCUGUGCAACUGAAUGUUUGUUAUUUGCCCAAAAUACACUUUUGUUGAGUCAAUACUUUUCCAAUUCAUUUUACCUUAUAUAGAUGAACCACUUCUAACUUUUUGUGCUCUAAAAAUGCACAACUCAAAAGCAAGCAGGAUUUGAAGAGUCAGUUCCCCUCCUUGGCGCAUAAACAUCUGCAUAUUCCUAAAGGGAAAAAUGUCAGCAUAUAGGCUAACACGUUCUUGCCAAACAGGUAGCCUAGCCUUGAGUGCCAGUACGUGCUUUACUCGAUUUCAGUACAGAAGAGGUAAUUACCUGUUAUUUAUACCAACCCUCACAAAGCGCACUUUCCUUAAAUACUCAGCAAUUUGUCAUGUGAAGUUUUGUAUUUUUUACAGUGUUUAAGGGGGAAAUAAAAUCUGUUCUCCAAUAAACAGGAAUAUUUUUCCUGUAAGGUGAUGGGUGAUUUCUUUUAGUUCAAUCUGUUUUAUAAAAUGCUUUUUAAAAUUCACAUCCACAUGCUGAAAACACUCUUAUCCAACGCAAUUAAAUUGGAAUUCACUAUGAUUCAAGCUGUUUUACUGUUCAAUAAACACCCUUAAAGCAAAUCUAAGCAGAAUUUAACAUCCGUCAGCAGACCUUUUCUGAUCUUAGCGCUGCACUUUGAUGCUUUUUACAUCCACAUGCAGCUCUGAAAGAUCACGUUAAGCUACAGUAAUUCUAUUUAGUCAAUUAGAAAAAAGCCACUUGUUGAAAUUGAAGUUUUAUUGAAAACCAUUGUUACAGCUAGCAAGAAAGUUAAAAACUGUAACGCUUUAUAUUUCAGGUAGAAAUAAAGUAACUAACUUGCAACACAAGAUAUGAACCAAAUAAGUGAUGUCAACAUUGGCACUUCAGCAUUUUUCAAUCUAAAUAUUCAACAAAAUUAUAAAUGAGCUUAAGUACACAACCUGCAUGUGCAAUAUAUACAGCUAA